CUACAAAGCAGCAGCUUCGGCACGCUGUCACAAAGCCUCGAGCAUCCCAAAACAGUCGCACUAUCAUCAGCAAUCCUCAGCGAUAGCUAGGAACCCGAUCCGACACGAUGAAGUACCUUGAUUUGUGCGCCCUCCACGAGGUCAACCUCGCGCUCAACUUCGACACGCAAGACACAGCGAUCAUCGGCGGGUGCGACCUCUGGACGGUCAAAGCAGCCGGCAGCGAUAAAAAGCUCUACAAGCGCAUCGAGAACACGCUCGAAGCCCGACACAGAGACCACCUCGCGGCCAUCGCAGACCUGUCCGCGCAGUCGGCUGCGCAAUUCGCUGAUGACAUCGACGCAGAGAGGGAUACACCGUUUGGCAGCUUUAACGAGGCGUCGAACAGACAUACGUUUGCGUACCUUAUCGCGACACUCAACGCGACGCACAUCGACUACGACUUCGCCAACACGCUAAACCCAGACGAGUUCCGCCGCGAAACGCAGCAGAGCUUCAUACACAAGAUCGACCAGACCAUGUACUACCUCCGUCCCCAGGUGUACUCGGCUGGGCUCCCCGCAGGCGCGGUCACGCCGCUCGGGUCACCGAUCUGGAGUCCCCGAUCGUGGCAGCUGCUCGACAGCGAGAUGGACAUGGCCAGCUGCGAAUACUACGGGUGGGAGCCGUCGGACGACCCGUUCGCCGACGAUGGGGCUAUCUGGAGCCACCACUUCUUCCUGUACAACCGCGAUCGGAAGCGCGUCAGCUACUUCUACCUGCGCGGCAUCUCUGCGCUGUCGCCGAGUCCCAGCAUGUCCAUGUCGCUCAUGAGCAGGUUCAAGCAGACCAAGAUUGAGUCGAGCACCAACGCGGGAUCGCGCAAGAGGGCUGAGUACUGGCUGGGCGAGCGCGCCAAGAAGGGCCUCGAGGCGUACGGCGACAGCGACGAGCUGGAUAACAUGGUCAUCGACCACCCCGGCGAGGUCGUCGACGCGGACCAGGACGGGUUCGUGCCGAUCCGCGAGAUGAGCAUGGACGCCGAUUAUUACGAGAGCGAGGGCGAUAGUGAUGUGGAGAGUUUGGUGGAGAUGCACCGGCGCAAGAGUGGGGUGCGCACGAUGAGCCAGGGCAUCAUGGACCGCAUGGAGCUGUGAGCAAGCGAGGCCAGGUCGCGGGUGUAUAAGGGGUUGAUCAUGUCAAGCAUCAUGGACCGCAUGGAGCUGUGAGCAAGCGAGGCCAGGUCACGGGUGUGGAUAGGGGGUCAUAUAACUCGACAGUGCACGGCGAUGCACUUGCGAGGCUUUCUUUUGGUUGCAUAUACCGGCGUUGGGGGGGACAGAUUUUGCGCAGCGAAGGAGUGUUUUUUUUUUCUUCUUUUCUUUUUUGUUGCGUUGGGGACUGUGCUUACUCGACGACUACGAC
Messenger RNA from Didymella exigua CBS 183.55, 1404 nucleotides. Its product is annotated as Maf1-domain-containing protein. Gene Ontology annotation, cellular component: nucleus. Bases 108 to 1136 code for a protein of 342 amino acids. NCBI's taxonomy places the organism in Eukaryota, Fungi, Ascomycota, Dothideomycetes, Pleosporales, Didymellaceae. The transcript has 2 exons. Gene Ontology annotation, biological process: negative regulation of transcription by RNA polymerase III. The record is from RefSeq and is a predicted model, not a curated record. Gene Ontology annotation, molecular function: RNA polymerase III core binding.